Messenger RNA from Oxyura jamaicensis (ruddy duck), 4658 nucleotides. It is a transcript of the gene WDR82, whose product is annotated as WD repeat domain 82. Bases 215 to 1156 code for a protein of 313 amino acids. Gene Ontology annotation, cellular component: Set1C/COMPASS complex. The transcript has 10 exons. Gene Ontology annotation, molecular function: chromatin binding; protein binding. NCBI's taxonomy places the organism in Eukaryota, Metazoa, Chordata, Aves, Anseriformes, Anatidae. The record is from RefSeq and is a predicted model, not a curated record.
CGCGCCGCCCCUCCCUCAGGCGUUGCAGCAAGAUGGCGGACACAAUGAGGGGGAGCCGCCUCGCCGCCGCCUGAAGCGGCCCGGCCCGGCCCGGCCCGGCCCCGCAGAGCACAGCACAGCCGCGGGGCGCCGCCUGGCCCGGCCCGGCCCGGUCCGGCCUGGUCCGGCCCGGCCCCGCCCGGCUCCCCUUAGCGCCGCCGCCGCCCUGGGCGCGAUGAAGCUGACGGACAACGUGCUGCGGAGCUUCCGCGUGGCCAAGGUCUUCCGCGAGAAUUCCGACAAGAUCAACUGCUUCGACUUCAGCCCCAACGGCGAGACCGUCAUCUCCAGCAGCGACGACGACUCCAUCGUGCUCUACGACUGCCAGGAGGGCAAACCAAAGAGAACGUUGUACAGUAAGAAGUAUGGGGUGGACCUCAUCAGAUACACGCAUGCAGCCAACACUGUCGUGUACAGCUCCAACAAAAUAGAUGAUACAAUCCGAUACCUCUCGCUGCAUGACAACAAAUACAUUCGGUAUUUCCCGGGGCAUACCAAAAGAGUGGUUGCCCUUUCAAUGUCUCCAGUGGAUGAUACUUUUAUUUCUGGAUCCCUUGAUAAAACUAUUCGCCUUUGGGAUCUCCGCUCUCCAAAUUGCCAGGGUUUAAUGCACCUCCAGGGGAAACCUGUGUGUUCUUUUGACCCAGAAGGUUUGAUUUUUGCUGCUGGAGUCAAUUCUGAAAUGGUGAAGCUUUACGAUCUCCGUUCUUUUGACAAGGGGCCGUUUGCUACGUUUAAGAUGCAGUAUGACCGAACGUGUGAGUGGACAGGCCUGAAGUUCAGUAACGAUGGCAAACUCAUCCUUAUAUCAACUAAUGGAGGCUUCAUUCGACUGAUUGAUGCCUUUAAAGGAGCUGUGCUGCAUACGUUUGGGGGAUACAACAAUAGUAAGGCUGUCACACUGGAGGCAUCAUUCACACCAGACUCGCAGUUCAUCAUGAUAGGAUCAGAGGAUGGAAAGAUCCAUGUAUGGAACGGGGAAAGCGGGAUGAAAGUGGCUGUGCUGGAUGGGAAACACACAGGUCCUAUAACCUGUCUGCAGUUCAACCCCAAAUUCAUGACUUUUGCUAGUGCAUGUUCAAAUAUGGCCUUUUGGUUGCCAACUAUUGAUGACUAAUUCCUACACUGCGGCUACUGUCAGAUGACUUUCCAUACUGCUAACAGCAGCAUAUUCUUGCAAGGAUAGUAUUGGAAUUGCCUACAUCUCCUAGACUGUGCUCCCAUUCCUAUGUAUGUUUCCGUACGUCUUACAUUAUUGGCUGCAUUCCUUUCCAAGGACUCCUCCACUUGACCUCCUAGUGUGCUCAGAAGUGUACCAUGCAAUGCUUUCUUACCUUCCAGUCCAUGCCCAGCAGGCUUCAGCUGAAGUUGGAACUGGCACAGUAUUAUUUCUAAGAGCAAUGGAGACUGUUGUAUUUACAAAAUGCUUGCGGCAGUUUUUAAGCUGUAAUUGUUUGUUCUUCUGUAAGUGCACAAGGCAAUUGAUGUUCCGAGGUGGAUUGUGCAGUUACUUUCCAUAAGUACACGUUCUUUAUGUCUGGGAUCUCUGUUUCACUGCAGUCUACGGAUGGAAAGUUACUUCUGUGCCAAAUGCGAACACUGACAAUUUUCAACUCAAAUAGCAGAUGCUGAAGUCUCUUGCAGUUGAACGCAUGCUGAGAGUGGGUGACUGUAAAUUUACAUCAUACAUCCUAUCAUCCUUUUUUGGUGAUUUAGCGUGCAACAAACCGUGCAGUUUUUUUUUCCACUGCCAGAGCUUGAAGAAGCCUCCCUGCUGUUUGCUGUGCCAGCAUCCCAAAGGGCGCACACAGUACUGAUGAGGUCUGGUCAGUGUCCCAAGCAAUAAAGGAGUCUGUCAGCAGGAAGAUGGAGAAACCAAACUGAGACUGAAAGCACAGUCUGCCUGUGUAUCUUCCUUAUGUAUCAUCUUGGCUGAUCUUACUUGUAAAUAAUAUGGGGGGAGGGCAGUGGGAAUGGGCCAUAUUUUUUUACUUUUAGAUAUUAAAGAACUUGAUGUGGGCCAGUAUUGUGGGGUGUCUAGGCUGUUUACCUUACCUACCUACCAAUGCAAUUUUCCCCUCCUGGUUUGUAAAUAAGCUCAAUUAAAUUAAGCCCCAACUGGGCUUAGAUCUGUAUCCCUUUGACGCCAACAGCAUGCGGUUAGUUCAUUAUGCAUCUUGUUAACAGGGUUUGCAGGUUUACAGCCCCAAAAGAGCGAUGCCUCCUUUGUUAGGUGGAGUUGCAUUUAAAAGAAAUCUAACACAGUCCUGGUGGCUUCGCUCUGCUGUGUCCCUGCACCAAGGGAGAUGGGAGGGACGUGCUUUCCUGCUCCAGAGGGGCUCGGUGGCAAAUGGUACAGAGGUGUUGGCAAGGCAGUCUUCAGGCCUGGUUCCAGGUUCUUUCUCCUGAAACACUGCUGAUCAGAUGCAUCCAACGGUAGGCCACGACAGGCUCAGCAACAUGGCAUUCAUUAUUCGUUCUUACCUUUCUCAGUGUGCUUGGUUUUAUAUAUUGGGUCACAGCUUGGAAAGUCCAUUCUUUCCCUCAUUGUCACACGCACACGCCCUCUCCCAAAUGCAAAAUGCUGGCGAGGUGGCAAACAGUAACGGGCAUGUUCUCUGCUCUCAAGCUUCAGUCUGUACUGGAAAACAGUGCUCCAGCAUUUUGCCUUAGGUCAGUUGUCUGUGUCUUCUGUAUUACACCAAUGCUCAUUUCAGCUGUGGGGCCCUGUAUAUAAUUCAGAACAUGUCUCUCACCACCAGUAAACUGGCUUACAGAACAGCUUCUGGUUUGCUUUUCCUUGGCCCCCUCCCCCCCGCCCCUUUUUUUUUUUUUCUUUUUUAGCCCUUGUCAAGUGGAAGUGUGCUGUGCUAAGAGCUGGGGAUUUGGAACGAGCGUUCUCCACUGCUGGUUCCUUUAAAGCAGCAGUGCACACCGAGCUGCAGUAUCUGCCUGUGACAGUUGUCAGACUGCUGUGCACAAGGCAGCCUGAUAAACUUGAUGUUGGAAUCCAUGCUGUGGUUGGUUUCUGCUUAGGCUUUGUGGCUUGCCUACCCUAAUGCUCUUGCACGUAUUUACAGCCAUAUCUAAUGGCAUCACCUGUGACGUGAGUGUGUCCUUCCCCCAGAGUGGAGGCCUGAAGGGAACAACAGAACAGUGCUUGCGAUCUCACCAAGCUAUUCGGCUGUUAGAGUUGCAGGUGAGAGAUUCAUGCUGCCGCACCAGCAUCCCUCUUCCCAGCGUGCACUGUCCCACCAGCACCUAUGGAUGCCCAGGGAGAUGGGUGUCUCAGUCCUCACGGUUGACAAGGUUUCCACAGCCACCUCUUAAGCUCAGUAUUGUUGCACUUCAGGCUGCUUGGUGCUAUUUUACCAUUGUCAGUGUUCCUGUAAGCAGCCGUGUUUUGCAGUGGUUUGUAACAUACAGCUGUUUGGGAUUUGUAGUGCAUUUUAACAGUUUGACUUUCAAUAGCAAAUGGUCUUUCAGGGUUUUAAAGUCUGAUGCCUGAAGAAGUGAAUGGAUACCCCCCCAGAUGUUUUUUUCCUGUUAUUUUUAACAGGGAAGCAUUUGGAAGUUUGUUAUUCUAAAAAUGUUCUUUGCUGAUGUGGUUUGAGUGCUCGUCUAAGAAACGUUCAGUUCUCUUCUGCUUGCAGUGUUGUAAACUUUGUGUGCAUUGCGGCAUGAAAUGUUUUAAAAAGAGGACCAAAGGACCAAUCUAGAAGGACAUACAUGUUAAGAAUAUCAGUGGCAUUCUGGAGUGAUGGUAAAUUCACGGGUUUAUGCACAACACCACACUGAUGCUCAGUUCAAAGUUAAAAACUGAAUGCUUUCCCAAGGCCUGCUGCCACCCACACAGUGGUAAAGACAUCUUUAUUGGUUGAUGUAGUAGUGAAGUGUUUUCCAUUUGCCUUUAAAAGAGGGAAAUGUGCCAAGGAUUGUCAAGAAACUUCAGUAUCGUGCAUUUCUAGACUAGGUGAAUAAAGGUUUUGGUUUCCAGCUUCUACAUGCUUCUCUAAAAGUAUCAGGACUGUACUUCCCAUGCUCUUCCUGGCACCCAGCUAAUGAGAAACAUACCUCAUUAAAAACAGCACUCCUGAAUACAGCGGUGUCCACACUUCUGUAAAGCCAAGCAGGAAACGGCGUUCUGUGCCCCACCACCCAAAUUUGAGAUCUUUAAGAGGAACCCUCUGUUUUUGGGGAUGAAAUAAAAAUGAGGGGGAAGUGAGACUCAACAGCCCACCCCUGAACAAGUGAUGUUGGCUGAGCUCAUCUGCUUGGGCUGUAGGAGACUGUUAGUCUUUGACUUCUUGAGGCUCCCACAUCCUUGGUUCAUGUCCCAGCUACUGCUCUGGAAGACAUGGAAGCACUUGAGAGAACAAAUUUGGAAGCAGCAGUGUAUCUUUCCCCGUGCUGCUUCUGACGGUAUUUGCACUUUAAGAGUCUCCUGUUGAGAAGAAGCUGGUCUCUUUGGUUAUGAGCUGGUAUUGUAAAUUUUACUGCUAGGUGGUAUCUGCAGAUGAGUGUAAAUACAUGAAGUCAAAUUAUUCUUUGUCACGAAAUACUACAUAUGUGGAAAAUUCAAUAUUGUGGCUGUUACCAAUAAAUAUUUUGUAGACAGA